This is a messenger RNA of Vidua chalybeata, 957 nucleotides long. RefSeq names its product regulator of G protein signaling 19 (gene RGS19). The transcript has 6 exons. NCBI's taxonomy places the organism in Eukaryota, Metazoa, Chordata, Aves, Passeriformes, Viduidae. The record is from RefSeq and is a predicted model, not a curated record. The coding region runs from base 268 to 867 and encodes 199 amino acids.
UCCCGCUGCCGCUCCCUCUCCCUCCGGUGCCCAGCCCGGCGGCAGCGCAGCGGCGGCGGCCGGGGGCGGCGGCGGCGGCGCGGAUGCCCGGCCCGCUCCAUCCAGGAGGUGGCAGGGACAUUAGCCAGGGGGUCUCACAGCUCACCCGCGGGCUGGGAGGGGCUGAGAGCGACAGAACAGCCCCUGAAGCACGACCCAACGCCGUCCACCGUGUAUGAGGCUGGGACACAGUACGCAGGACCCGCGUCCGCAGAGUCACUCCUUCCGAUGUCCCGGCAUGAGACUUCUCCGACAACGGUGCAACCCGCCAGCAACCACCGCCCCAACGCCUGCUGCUUCUGCUGGUGCUGCUGCUGCAGCUGCUCCUGGAACGAGGACCGAGAGCGAGCAUGGAGGGCAUCCCGGGAGACCAAACUGGAGAGCAUCCCAAACUGUGAAGCGUGUGCCAAACCCACGCCAGAGGAGGUGCAGGGCUGGGCACAGUCCUUCGACAAGCUGAUGAAAAGCCCGGCGGGGCGCAACGUCUUCCGGGAGUUUUUGCGGACUGAGUACAGUGAGGAGAACAUGCUCUUCUGGCUGGCAUGUGAGGAGCUCAAAACCGAGUGCAACAAGCACACCAUCGACGAGAAGGCCAGGAUGAUCUACGAGGACUACAUCUCCAUUCUCUCUCCCAAGGAGGUGAGCCUGGACUCGCGGGUGCGGGAGGUCAUCAACCGGAAGAUGCAGGAGCCGUCCUCGCACACCUUCGACGACGCGCAGCUCCAGAUCUACACGCUGAUGCACAGAGACUCCUAUCCCCGCUUCCUGAACUCUGCCAUUUACAAAUCGCUGCUCCAGACCAUCUCCCACUCCUCCUCGGAGUCCUAAGGGCACCCACUAGCCGUGGGGACACCAGUGGGGACAUAGUGGUCAGGGGCAGUCAGUGCCUCCUCCCCUCUGCUGCCCACCUUGCUAGAC